Messenger RNA from Babesia microti strain RI, 1806 nucleotides. RefSeq names its product Protein sly1. Gene Ontology annotation, biological process: intracellular protein transport; endoplasmic reticulum to Golgi vesicle-mediated transport. The coding region runs from base 1 to 1806 and encodes 601 amino acids. The record is from RefSeq and is a predicted model, not a curated record. Gene Ontology annotation, molecular function: syntaxin binding. Gene Ontology annotation, cellular component: cytosol; Golgi membrane. The transcript has 6 exons. Lineage: Eukaryota; Apicomplexa; Aconoidasida; Piroplasmida; Babesiidae.
AUGUAUAAAUCUGGUAAGCAUAAUUUGCUUCAACUCCAAAAAGCGAGUAUUCUAGAGAUGUUACGGGCUUCGUCUGGGAAUGUGUGGAAAGUACUAAUUUACGAUUCUCAAGGCAAAGAUAUUAUUGCUCCAUUAUUCAAAGUUGGGGAUUUGAGGCAACAGGGAAUAACACUUAAUUUGCCAUUGGAAGAUGCCAGGGGAAAAAUCCCAGGAAUUGAAGCUAUUUAUCUCUUAGGAGAUGAUAAGCAGAGUUUGGAAAGAUUCCUCAAGGAUGCAGAGGAAAAAUUGUAUUCGAAACUGCAUUUGAACUUCUGUUCGUAUAUUUUGGAUGAUUCUCUCAAGGAACUGGCCAGACUUUCCCUGGAAAGGAAUUGUGUUUCUAGCAUUUCAACAAUCACAGAUCGCUAUCUACACUUUGUAACAAUAUCACCCACCACGUUUUCACUAAACAUAGGCGACGGAUUUAGGACAUAUUAUGGUAACACAAGUGAGGGAGUGUCCAAUCUGCUUGAUUUAAAGGUUGUGGAUAGAUUGAUGUCUGUCAUGAUGACUUUGGGGACCAUUCCAUUCGUUCUAGUUCCCAGUAGUAACACUCCUGCAAAAUCAAUCGGUAUAAAACUAGCCGAAUGCUUUUCCCGUCUAAUACAGUCAAAAGCGAAUAAAAAUUAUUCGGCUUCGGGUAAUAUGAUGUCUACUUUGAACGGAAAUAACAGAUCGACACUCAUAAUCCUGGAUAGAAGUGUGGAUUUGACUAGCAUGAUCAUACAUUCCUGGAUUUAUGAACCACUUAUACAUGAUAUUUUUGGAAUUCAACUUAACAAAGUUGUGAUACAGAAGGAUACUUUUGAGUUGGGUAGUGAUGACUUCUUCUUCAGCAUGAGCAGGUCAUUGCCCCUACCAAAGGUCGCCACAAAAAUUGCCGAAUUUCUUGAUGAUUACAAUUCUAAAGUGGGUAAUAUUACCAAAGAAAAUACUGAUGUCACUUUGAGUUUGGCUUCCGCUAUCAAAGCACUCCCCGAGAUUACUCAACAAAAGAGAAUACUUGAUAUGCAUACAAAAAUUGCCACAGCACUCGUGGAUCACGUAAAGAAUACUGAAUUGGACAAAGUUUAUGAAUUCGAAUAUGAUGUAUUUGGGUUCAGUGACAAACAAGCCAUUGCGGGACUUGAGAAACUACUUGACAAUGAAAAGAUUGGCGUGCUUGACAAAUAUAGAGCAUUCCUGUGUUUUGUAUUUGCUAAACCGCACAUAAGGGGUUGGCAACUAGAUACCUUCUUGUUUAAAUUGAAGGCUCUGGGUCACACCACUAAUGCUCUAGAAACUAUUGAGAAUUUGGAAAAGGCAAAGGAAUAUAUCGAAUCCCUCUCCAAAAGAAGACAGAUUUCCAUACAUAACCAAUCCGACACUAGCACAACGGAUGGUCCUCAAGGUGCCGGGACGCAACGGCAUUUAUCGGCAAUUAGUAGUAAAUUAUUUGACACGGGUGUCACACUCUUGCAGGGUGCAAAAAAUUUGCUGAAACGAAAGGACCAUAGUGUCGUAGUUAAUCUGGUUGAACAUAUUCUGCAAGGAUCUAAGAAUGAAGGGUUUCAGGAAAAAUUUACAAUUAUCGAUCCCAGAGAUAUGGAAUCUAAUGCUAAGGUUCAUCCCUGUAAAUUGGUCACUGUAUUUGUCUUGGGUGGGGGAAACUUCACUGAAUCAAUCUCGCUAGCAGAGCUAGCACAAAAAACCGGCCACCACUUAAUAUAUGGAUCUACUUUUAUGGAUAGACCGGAGCAAUUCAUACAACAAUUGGAACCUCUGUGA